Psylliodes chrysocephalus is the source of this 1521-nucleotide messenger RNA. The record is from the annotation of a GenBank genome assembly. Lineage: Eukaryota; Metazoa; Arthropoda; Insecta; Coleoptera; Chrysomelidae.
AUGGUGCUGUCGCUGAUUUUGUUAGGCCUAGUUGGUGCAUUUGUGUUCUAUUAUUAUGGAAUACGACCAAUGAGUUAUUGGAAAAAAAGAGGAGUGAAACAAACAACUCCAAAUUGGUGGUUUGGAGAUAUGCGAGGAAAUAUCUACAGAAAAGAGAAUUUGGUUGAUUUAUUCCAGAGAGUUUAUAAUAUGGACACAAAUUGUAGGUACUUUGGAUAUUAUCAAUUUAAUGUACCAUUUUUACUAAUAAAGGAUCCAAAAUUGAUAAAACGAAUAACUCUUAAAGAAUUUGAUCACUUUACUAACCACAUACAGUUUGUACCACCUGAUAGUGAUCCUUUAUGGGCUAGAAAUUUAUUUUCGUUAGAAGGACAACAAUGGAAAGAAAUGAGACCAAUUAUCAGCCCUUCCUUUACAAGCAACAAAUUGAAAACAAUGUUUACUUUGAUGGAUGAUUGCGCAGAAAGCUUUGUAAACUAUUUUUCGAAAAAAAAUCAAGACAUUGUCGAGGUAGAAAUGAAAAAUGUUUGCACUCGUUUUGCGAAUGAUGUUAUAGCAACAACAACUUUUGGUGUAAAAGUCGAUUCUUUAGAAGAGCCAAAUAAUGAGUUUUACAAAAUGGGAGCGCAAGUAACAGAUUUUUCUUCAUUAAAAAAAGCACUUGAAUUGGCUCGGGCUGCUAUCUUCCCACAAUCAACUAAAAUAUCUCAAGUAUAUAUCUUUGAUAACCCAUCGCGUCAGUUUUUCAUUGACCUCAUCGAAAAUAAUUUAGAACUUCGUGAAAAAAAGGGAAUUGUUCGUCCAGAUAUGUUACAUCUUUUAUUGGAGGCUAAAAAUGGACAAAAUCAAAAGGGAGAGAAAGGAAUCACAAAUGUUGACAUUAUUGCACAUGCACUAAUAUUCUUUUUUGCUGGUUUUGAAUCGGUAUCUUCACUGAUAACUUUUACGGCAUACGAAUUAGCUAUUCAUCCAGAAAUUCAAAAGAGGUUGAGAGAUGAAAUUGUCGAAGAUUUCCAGAAAUGUAAAAGAAAGUGGAACUAUGAAGCUAUCAUUCAAAUGAAAUAUUUAGAUAUGGUUAUUUCAGAAAGUUUAAGAAAAUGGUCCAACUUUCCAAAUACUGAUCGUGUUUGUACAAAAGACUUUGUCAUUGAACCAGAAUUACCAGGCGAAAAACGUGUAGUAAUUGAAAAGGGAAUCCAUAUAGAAUUGCCAAUAUUUGCAAUGCAUCAUGAUCCUAAAUAUUUCCCAAAUCCUGAACGUUUCGACCCAGAGAGAUUCAGCGAUGAAAAUAAGGACAUGAUUGAUCCCUAUACUUACUUUCCGUUUGGACUGGGCCCAAGACUGUGUAUAGGUUCAAGGUUUGCAUUAAUGGAAGUUAAGGUCUUAAUUGCUCAUCUUUUAUUAAGCUUCGAAAUAGUACCUAUUAAGAAAACACAAAUCCCUAUAAAAUUAUCAAAAACGCGUUUUAGUGUUUAUCCUGCAGAUGGAGUUAACUUAGGAUUGAAAAGGUUAAAGUUAUGA